AUGAGGUCAUUCAACCAGGUUUCAUCAGCCCCAGGCGGGGCAGGCAAAGGUGAAGAGCCAGAAAAGCUGCCUGAGCCGGCAGAGGACGAGCCCCAGGUUCUGCACGGAACUGGCCACUGUAAAUGGUUCAACGUUCGCAUGGGAUUUGGAUUCAUCUCCAUGAUAAAUCGAGAGGGAAACCCCUUGGAUAUUCCAGUGGACGUAUUUGUACACCAAAGCAAACUGUUCAUGGAAGGAUUUAGAAGCUUGAAAGAAGGAGAGCCAGUAGAAUUCACAUUUAAAAAGUCCCCCAAAGGCCUUGAGUCAAUACGGGUAACAGGCCCAGGUGGGAGCCCCUGCUUAGGAAGUGAAAGAAGACCUAAAGGGAAGACCCUGCAGAAAAGAAGACCAAAGGGAGAUAGAUGCUACAAUUGUGGCGGCCUUGACCAUCAUGCUAAAGAAUGUAGUCUACCUCCUCAGCCAAAGAAGUGCCAUUAUUGUCAGAGCGUCAUGCACAUGGUAGCCAACUGCCCACACAAAAUUGUCACACAGCUGCCCACCAGUUCCCAGGAGAGACAGGAGGCAGAACCCCAGCCAUGUGUGUCUACUUCACCGAGAGAAGCGGGAGUGGGGCAUGGCUGCACACCACCAUUUCCUCAGGAGGCGAAGUCAGAGAUGACAGAACGGUCAGACAGGCCACCCCAAGAAGUCUCUUCCAUGAAGGCAUUUGUAGCACCAGAAGGGCAAAACAAAAAGGGGCCUUCAAUUCAAAAACGGAAAAAAUCUUAA
Psammomys obesus (fat sand rat) is the source of this 768-nucleotide messenger RNA. RefSeq names its product lin-28 homolog B (gene Lin28b). Bases 1 to 768 code for a protein of 255 amino acids. NCBI's taxonomy places the organism in Eukaryota, Metazoa, Chordata, Mammalia, Rodentia, Muridae. The transcript is spliced from 4 exons. The record is from RefSeq and is a predicted model, not a curated record. Gene Ontology annotation, molecular function: nucleic acid binding; zinc ion binding.